UAGGAAUUGUAUACAGUGAAGAGAGUGUUCGUAGUAGCAUUAUAGUAAGGUGGAGAGACAAAGGAGAUCUGUCUGUCCUUUGCUGCUCUCCAAAGGAUUACUGAAAAUUCAUCUUCUUCACCUCUUCAUCUUAUAAACCCUUCCUAUAUAACACAACCCAUCAAAGCCCCACUCUCUGCUCAUCCAUCUCUUUAUCUCAUCACACCAUGGCCCAUUCAGCAGCAAUCUCACAGGUUUCUUUGGGUGUGCCUGUUGGAAGUGAUCCAGCUCUAAGGAGAUCAGUUUUUAAGACAAACAGUAUAACAUUCAGUGGUAAAUCAUGGGCCCCUUCCUUGUCCGUGGACUUGAAAUCAAGAAAUGCUCAGAUAAAAAGUCGAUCCAUAGUAUGCAUGUCAGUUCAACAAGCCAGCAGAUCUAAAGUUGCAGUUUCACCCUUAGAACUUGAAGAUGCCAAAGAACCCCCAUUGAAUUAUUUUAAGCCCAAGGAACCUUAUACUGCAACCAUCGUUUCUGUUGAGAGAAUUGUAGGGCCAAAAGCUCCUGGAGAGACGUGCCAUAUUGUAAUUGAUCAUGGUGGCAAUGUUCCUUACUGGGAAGGACAAAGUUAUGGUGUUAUCCCUCCUGGUGAAAAUCCGAAGAAGCCAGGGACUCCUAACAAUGUGCGUCUUUAUUCGAUUGCAUCAACAAGGUAUGGAGACAAUUUUGACGGAAAGACGGGCACUUUGUGUGUUCGUCGUGCACUCUACUAUGAUCCUGAGACUGGAAAAGAGGACCCUUCAAAAAUGGGUGUUUGCAGCAAUUUUCUUUGCAAUGCAAAGCCAGGAGAUAAAGUCAAGAUCACUGGACCGGCUGGAAAGAUAAUGCUUUUGCCUGAAUCCGACCCGAAUGCUACCCACAUAAUGAUUGCUACUGGCACUGGUGUUGCUCCUUAUAGAGGGUACCUUCGACGUAUGUUCAUGGAGGACGUUCCUACAUUCAAAUUUGGAGGCCUUGCCUGGCUUUUCCUUGGGGUGGCAAACACCGACAGUCUCCUCUACGACGAUGAAUUCACAAAGUACCUUAAGGACUACCCAGAUAACUUCCGGUACGACAAGGCACUUAGCAGAGAACAGAAUAACAAGAAAGGAGGCAAAAUGUACGUUCAGGAUAAGAUCGAGGAGUACAGCGACGAAAUCUUCAAACUGUUGGAUGGCGGAGCGCAUAUAUAUUUCUGCGGGCUCAAGGGAAUGAUGCCGGGGAUUCAGGACACACUCAAAAGAGUUGCAGAGGAGAGAGGAGAAAAGUGGGAGGAGAAGCUCUCACAGCUCAAAAAGAACAAGCAAUGGCAUGUUGAAGUUUACUGAUUUUUUCAAAAGUUGCCAGUCUUUCUAUAGACAGAAAUUUAUGGUGAAUGUGGAAAUGUUCAGUUUGAUUAACUUUGCAUGAACUUGAUUAGUUGUUUGUCAUUCAUCUGUAUCAUUAAAUAAUCAAAUGAUUCUGUUCAUCAGAAUAAUUUAGGAAUCCUUUUGGCUUUUCAA
This is a messenger RNA of Mercurialis annua (annual mercury), 1517 nucleotides long. RefSeq names its product ferredoxin--NADP reductase, root isozyme, chloroplastic-like. Gene Ontology annotation, molecular function: oxidoreductase activity. Bases 207 to 1343 code for a protein of 378 amino acids. The record is from RefSeq and is a predicted model, not a curated record. The transcript has 5 exons. NCBI's taxonomy places the organism in Eukaryota, Viridiplantae, Streptophyta, Magnoliopsida, Malpighiales, Euphorbiaceae.